CCCCCUUAACUAGCAGCCUUUUCAGUCCUACCCCUGCUUCAUACAGAGGGCUCCGUCCACAAGGGUCAGGUAUCACAUAAACCGCCAAAAUGGGUGAAGAGUGAAAAAAAUGCAAACUGUCCAACACUCGCAAAGUGCACCUGAAGAGCUUGAUGCUCCAGGUUGCCAAAACAGCUCUAGAAAAAGAAGAAGCAGAUACAGCCGCAGAGAAAGAGAGCUAUCUGGACGAGCAUUGUCCUCCCUUGAGUCUGCCACACUCUCUGCAAGAUCUGCAGGAAUUUGUCAAAAAGUUGCACGCCAAGAUUGAUGUGGUUGAUGAGGAGAGAUAUGACAUGGAGGUCAAAGUUCAGAAGAGCUCCAAGGAGCUGGAAGACCUCAACCAGAAGAUCUUUGACCUGAGGGGUAAAUUCAAGAGGCCCGCACUGAGACGUGUGCGUAUGUCAGCUGAUGCCAUGCUUCGCGCUUUGCUUGGUUCCAAGCACAAAGUCAACAUGGAACUUCGUGCCAAUCUCAAGCAGGUCAAGAAAGAGGACACCGACAAGGAGAAAGAUCUUCGUGAUGUUGGUGACUGGCGUAAGAACAUUGAGGAGAAAUCUGGUAUGGAAGGCAGAAAGAAGAUGUUCGAGUCUGAGGCUUAAGGACCGAACUAGACCAAGACUAUCUUCAACCCCUUUGCUGCCAAUAGAUGCUCAUCUAACCAAAUCAAAGAAAAUCCAUCUGGCAAUAUGGGGUUAACCCCCUCUGCUCUUCAGUUUACUUAGGCCUUCAACAGCUAAGGGUUUUGUGAAGUCUUACCUCCACCCCACACCCUACUCCCGCUGUUUCUCAGACAUUACACCAUGUCACAACCCCAGGGAAUGUCUUAAAGUAUGUUUAUGGACUCUGGGGGGGGACUCUGGUUUAUGGGUCCCCUCUGUUUUAGCCAAGUCUGGUUCUUCAGAAGAUGUGUUAUGUGGACGUGAAAACUUAACUGUGUAAAUAAAGCUUGUGACGUCCUUUAUGGUUGGUGAUACCUGAAGUGGAGGUGACGUCACUGUCCUUUUCUUCUGUCUUACAA
Pelobates fuscus (common spadefoot toad) is the source of this 1057-nucleotide messenger RNA. It is a transcript of the gene TNNI2, whose product is annotated as troponin I2, fast skeletal type. Gene Ontology annotation, biological process: cardiac muscle contraction; skeletal muscle contraction. Lineage: Eukaryota; Metazoa; Chordata; Amphibia; Anura; Pelobatidae. The transcript has 7 exons. Gene Ontology annotation, cellular component: troponin complex. The record is from RefSeq and is a predicted model, not a curated record. The coding region runs from base 153 to 638 and encodes 161 amino acids.